GCCGGCAGCUCAGGAGCGGGGAGUUCUGCGGGGUGGUGGGCGAGCAGCGUCUGCAGACCCGCCUCCGCAACAGUCUACCCGGCCGCUUCGAUGGCUCGGAGUUGGAGGAUCCUGCCAGGGCUUAAGCCCUCUCUACUAAGUUCAUUAUUGUAGAACUAGAGGAACUAGUUUCGCUUUCAGACGGCCAGUGCGAGUCUCAGUCACUCCGCUCGUCCCGUGACAGACAUUGAACUUCGGAGCAAUGCAGGAGAACUGAAGUGAUCCAUAAACCGAGACCUAAAGCAUGUUGGGAGAAGUACUAUGAUGGAAGUCAAAGGGAAGAAAAAGUUUACAGGAAAGAGUCGACAGACACCACAAGGAAAGAAUAGAUUUCAUAAAAACAGUGAGCCUAGUUCUUCAAAGACAUUCCCAAGGAAAGCUGUUAAGGAAGGCGGACCUAAAGUCACAUCUAAGAACUUUGAGAAAGGUGCCACAAAACCCGGCAAGAAGGGUGCGAAGCAGUUCAAGAACAAGCCACAAGGGGGCAAAGGACCAAAGGACAAAUUUCAGAAGGCAAAUAAAUUCAACAAGAAGCGGAAAUUCCAGCCGGAUGGCAAAAGCGAUGAAUCAGCUGCCAAGAAACCCAAGUGGGAUGACUUCAAAAAGCAGAAGAAAGAGCUGAAGCAGAGCAGGCAGCUCAAUGAUAAAACCAACUAUGACAUCGUGGUCCGAGCAAAGCACAUUUGGGAGAGCUUGAGAAGAAAAGAUUGUGACAAAGAAAAACGAACGAAGCUCAUGGGUGAUUUGCAGAAGUUGAUUCAAGGGAAAAUUAAAACUAUUGCCUUUGCACAUGACUCAACUCGAGUGAUCCAGUGCUUCAUUCAGUAUGGGAAUGAGGAGCAGAGGAAGCAGGCUUUCGAAGAAUUGCGAGGUGACUUGGUUGAAUUAAGUAAAGCCAAAUAUUCCAGGAAUAUUGUUAAGAAAUUUCUCAUGUAUGGAAGUAAACCCCAGGUUGCGGAGAUAAUCAGAAGUUUUAAAGGUCAUGUGAGGAAGAUGCUACGGCAUUCAGAGGCCUCGGCCAUUGUGGAGUAUGCGUACAACGACAAAGCCAUUUUGGAACAGAGGAACAUGCUGACAGAGGAGCUCUACGGGAACACGUUUCAGCUUUACAAGUCAGCAGAUCACCCAACUCUGGACAAGGUGCUAGAGGCGCAGCCAGGAAAGCUGGAGCUUAUCAUGGACGAGAUGAAGCAGAUUCUGACUCCGAUGGCCCAGAAGGAAGCUGUGAUUAAACAUUCACUGGUUCAUAAAGUAUUCUUGGACUUUUUUACCUAUGCACCCCCAAAACUUCGAUCAGAACUAAUUGAAGCCAUCCGGGAAGCAGUAGUGUACCUGGCCCACACACACGAUGGUGCCCGGGUGGCCAUGCACUGCUUGUGGCAUGGUACACCCAAGGACAGGAAAGUGAUCGUGAAAACAAUGAAGACGUACGUGGAGAAGGUUGCUAAUGGCCAGUACUCUCACUUGGUUCUCCUGGCGGCAUUUGAUUGUAUUGAUGAUACUAAGCUUGUGAAGCAGAUAAUCAUAUCAGAAAUCAUCGGUUCCUUGCCCAGCAUGGUUAAUGACAAGUAUGGAAGGAAAGUCCUGUUGUACUUGAUGAGCCCCAGAGACCCUGCCCACACGGUGCCAGAGAUCAUCGCGCUGCUGCAGAAGGGGGACGGCAAUGCGCACAGUAAGAAGGACCCUGCAGUCCGACGGCGUGAGCUCUUGGAGUCCAUCUCUCCAGCUUUGUUGAGCUACCUGCAAGGGCACAUCCAGGAGGUGGUGCUGGAUAAGUCGGCGUGUGUGCUGGUGUCCUACAUCCUGGGAUCUGCUACUGGAGAUAUUCAACCUGCUAUGGAAGCCAUCGCCGGUAUGGCAGCAACACAGCUGUAUCCUGGUGGCAAGGACGGAGAGCUUCAUGUUGCUGAACAUCCUGCAGGACAUCUAGUUCUCAAGUGGCUAAUAGAGCAAGAUAAAAAGAUGAAAGAAAAUGGAAAAGAAGGUUUUGCAAAAGCCCUUGUAGAGUGCGUUGGCGUGAAGAACCUCAAGUCCUGGGCCAGCAUCAACCGAGGAGCCAUUAUUCUUUCCAGCCUUCUUCAGAGUUGUGACCAAGAAGUUGUAAACAAAGUCAAAGGUGAACUGAAAACCCUGAUUCCUACCUUGGAGAAAACCAAAAGCACCAGCAGAGGCAUGCAGACUCUGCUUGAGAAGCUGACUGCAUAGCAUAGGCCUGCAGGAUGAGCAAGCGGGAACUCUCGCCCCAAGGAGAAGGACAGAAUCUAUCACUCGUAACUGGAUGCUCUAUGCAUGUAUUUGUUAAAGGACCUAUUUAUAUAAAAUUGUUUCUUAAAGAGACCUUUGGUGUAAUGUCAACUGUCUGACCUGUCAGACGGAGUACUACACAGAUCGCAGUGUGGCGGUGUGAUGCAGAAGGGCUAUGGCGGGCCCAAAUGGGUGCUCUGUGGUUGAAUGGCUUGAUUUAGGAAAGGAGACAGCUGUGAUCUGAGAAGGCUUCCUGGAGUAGGUGGACUUUAAAGAUAUGUUACAACAAAAGAAGUAAGGGCAGGAAGUUCAAACAGAGUGUAUAGUGAGGGCAGUAAAGCAAAGCACUGAACUCCGGGAACCUGUGGCCAGGGCAGCCUGCCUGGGGACAGCUGCCUCUUCAGCUGCUGUGCAGACUGAGUUCGUCAGGUUUGCUUUGGAAGCUGCUCUGGUAAGUCUGGUAAGCACAUGGAAGGAAGCGUGCUAGAAGACUUAGAUGAUGGGUCCUCGCUGAAGUCAAGGAUGCUGGGAAAGUCUUUGCAUUUGGGCCUCCAGAGUAAAUACCUUCCAAGGAGAAUGAGGACAUUGCCCCUUGGAACAGUCCCUAAAAUAGUCAUAGCCCAUAGUGUGGCUAAAAGGGGGAACUGCGGAAAUAUGUUAGUGCGUAGAGGUUUGAGUGCGGGUAGUGUGUUUGGACUUUAAAAGUACAGUUGACUUUGAGCAACAAAGCUGGAGCUCUGUAGACCACGAGAGCUCAUGUAGCUGCGUUUUCAGUCUGCAGGCCUGUCCUUGCUGCUCUGGGUGUCUGAUGAUGUAAUGGGUGGCCAUCUGCUCUGUACGUGCUUCGGCGCUCUGGGGAAUUGAUUGUGCCUUACCUGUCCCAACCUAAGGUUCCAGGACUACUAAUGUAACCUCUGAGAUUGUCCUGCCCCCACGUGCUGAGGUGUAGUAGGCCCUUUCCGGAGGCAUGACACCUGUCACUGUUGGUUGGAUCCUCAAGGAAGAUGGGCAUGAAGUGAAGAGGAAAAUGGGGAAGAGACAAUUUGAUUUGCUUCUGUGUGAUUAACAUGUCAUGAUUUGUGUUUGAGUUCUCUGUAGAAAGGACCAUUUAUAGAUGAGAGUUGGGGGUGCUACGUGUUUAAUCGUUAAAAGUGAAAAGAUAAACAUGUACACAACUCGAAAAGUGCUUUUGGGCAGCUUGUAGAAGAAGCAGCCGUUUCCUCUGCAGCCCUAACUCAUACUCUCUGGAAUGACUUGUGUUCUUAGCGCUGGUGGAUUUCCAAACAUACAGUAUGAAGUCCCAAGUACCUAACACGUAUAUAUUCAAAUACACAAUAAAGAGCA
Messenger RNA from Apodemus sylvaticus (European woodmouse), 3627 nucleotides. RefSeq names its product pumilio RNA binding family member 3 (gene Pum3). The transcript is spliced from 18 exons. Gene Ontology annotation, cellular component: nucleolus. The record is from RefSeq and is a predicted model, not a curated record. Gene Ontology annotation, biological process: regulation of translation. Bases 301 to 2244 code for a protein of 647 amino acids. Lineage: Eukaryota; Metazoa; Chordata; Mammalia; Rodentia; Muridae. Gene Ontology annotation, molecular function: mRNA binding.